Messenger RNA from Daphnia pulex (common water flea), 1652 nucleotides. RefSeq lists its product as uncharacterized. The record is from RefSeq and is a predicted model, not a curated record. Bases 232 to 1428 code for a protein of 398 amino acids. Lineage: Eukaryota; Metazoa; Arthropoda; Branchiopoda; Diplostraca; Daphniidae. The transcript is spliced from 7 exons.
AUGCCAUCUUGACUUUCAAUGAAAUCAACAAAACAGAAGAGAAGGAGCAAAGCGACAGUCAGUUACCACUCACAUAGUUCCCGCACUACCAACGUAACACGAAAUUGCAACGGUUAAAUUUCGAGAAUCACGUUAUUUGCCGUUUUUUGUCAUUUGUCUUCAAUAGAGCUGCCUUUAAAGGCAUCAUUCAAGCACCUGCUACAAAAAUCAGCAGUCUCUCUGCACGGAUUUAUGCGGCUAUUUUCGUCCCGACAGGGAGCCAAGGCUACGAUGCAGCAUCGAGGAAUGGUGAUUUGCUCCAUUUGGACAACAGUCUUCUUGCUGGCUUCGGUCGUUUCUGGCAUUCCCGUCGAGGAAGGAUUCCUGCAGAUAAAUAAAGAGGUACCAAAUUCACCACAAGAAUCUUCGCCCGAGAGGGACGUGGAUGUUGAAGAGUUGCACAGCCUGGAGCACAGCCUGGACUCGAGCAACAAGAAUUCCGAAAUUAUGAACCCGGCGACUGAUUUCCCUGGCCAAGUGAAUCGCCAUGCGUCUCAGUUGAAAACGGCCGACGAAGAGAAGCGCUCGCCGGAUAGCAAGAGUGAUUUCGUUCUCAGUGAUUUCACUUCCAGCAGUGAUACCCCUCGUGAUAUGGCCGAGUACAUUUUCUGGACGGGAGACGAAACCAGCGUGACUAACGCCAUCAAAGAUUUUAUUAAUCAAGGACUGAUAAGUGUAGAAGACGGCCAGGAAUUCAUGGAACAAGUGCGAUACGAUUUGCAGCGAAUCCAGUUUCGUUACGGCACCGACGACAAUAAGGCCGCCAACUCCGAAGUUCUGUCUGAAACUACCAAAUACAUGACCAAGGAAGACGAGGAGGAUACCGAGAGCCGCCAAUUAUCCGAGUUAGUGGCACCACCAGCAAAUAAGGUUGCGGAAAUCGAGAAGCCGCACGAAGGAGAGAUCGUCGUGACCAGCUAUCGUCUAAACCCUAAAUCCGCAAUCGAGCCGGUUCAUCAAGCACCAACAACUGUAACCGUUCAAAAAGAUGAAGAGAUUAAUCAGCUAAAGGAUGAUAUCAAAAUGCGUGGAACAUUAGCUACCGACGUCAAAGAAGAACAUUUGAACGAAGCGAAUAUUGUUGAUAUCCUGAGUAACGAGUAUUCCCUUGAAGAGAUUCUUUAUCAACUCGCUCGAAUUCUUUUUUCGCAGAGCCUUAGUCAAGCUGGUCACCCAGAAGCGGAAGAAGCACUCAAGAAAUUCGCUGAUUUCCUUGAAAAAGAAUCCAAGGAAGGAAAAAUGUCACCACAGCUGCAGAAAAAGGUUCUGGACGUCUUACUGAUGUCUCUCUUUGAUUCAAUGGCAGACCAUCAACACAUUGCCACUCAACCGCCGGCGAAACUUUCCACGAUGGAACACGUCCUAAUAGCUAAUAAGGACAAACAUUAGGCAACAAUCAUCUCGGAUGACUACCAUAUACAUGUUAUCGAUUGAUUACUUUCUCUAUAUACUAUUGUACACAUUCCAAAAUUUUAAGUAUAGAAAUGCCCACUGCUUAAAACACCGGGCAACUCAAAAAUAUUUAUCCCUUCUAUACCCUAGCUUCAUGUUGUUCGAUUCAAAAUCUUUAUAAUCGGGACAAAUCGAAUACACAACGGCCAUCUUUCCGCGAA